GUUAAAAAGUCCGACAUCUUUGCUGAAAAGUUCGAUAUAUAUACCCAUUCUGAUUCUUCGCUGUGUACUUGUAAGCCUAUCGAAAGGUUUUUGUCCGAGCCCGACUAAAAAGAAAAAAAAAAACCUAAUUGGAAAAUUUAAGCAUUUAUUCAUAGCAAUUAAAGCAAGAUAAUUUUUUAAAGCUAAUUUUUUGCGUGCGCCAGAGGAAGAACCAUUGUAAACCGCCGCCAUGAAUGAUGAAUACGAUGCCAUCGUCCUCGGUACUGGUCUAAAAGAAUGCAUUCUAAGUGGAAUGUUAUCGGUGUCUGGAAAAAAAGUACUCCACAUCGACCGCAAUAAGUAUUACGGUGGCGAAUCGGCAUCCAUUACUCCAUUGGAUGAACUUUACCAACGUUUCAACCAACCUGGCGAGCCAGGCUCUGAAUUUGGACGAGGACGUGAUUGGAAUGUAGAUCUUAUUCCGAAAUUCCUAAUGGCCAAUGGCCAGCUGGUAAAAUUACUUAUCCAUACGGGUGUGACUCGAUAUUUGGAGUUCAAGUCAAUUGAAGGAAGUUACGUUUACAAAGGAGGAAAAAUCUCAAAAGUACCCGUAGAUCAAAAGGAAGCCCUCGCUUCUGAUUUAAUGGGAAUGUUUGAAAAGCGUCGUUUUAGGAAUUUCCUGGUCUAUGUUCAGGACUUCAAAGAGGAUGACCCAAAAACAUGGAAAGAUUUUGAUCCAUCUAAAUCAAAUAUGCAAGCCCUUUAUGACAAAUUUGGUUUGGACAAAAACACUCAGGACUUUACCGGACAUGCUUUGGCGUUGUUCCGUGAUGAUGAAUACCUAAACGAACCAGCAGUGAACACCAUUCGUCGUAUUAAAUUGUAUUCCGACUCCUUGGCACGGUACGGUAAAUCUCCUUACUUGUACCCGAUGUACGGAUUAGGAGAAUUACCGCAAGGUUUUGCUCGUCUGUCGGCCAUUUAUGGAGGCACUUACAUGCUUGAUAAGCCAAUAGAUGAAAUCGUUCUUGGAGAAGGUGGUAAGGUGGUUGGCGUUCGCUCCGGCGAAGAAAUAGCCAGGUGCAAACAAGUUUAUUGUGAUCCUAGCUAUGUUCCAGAUAAGGUUCGCAGAACUGGACAAGUCAUUAGAUGCAUCUGUAUACUGGAUCAUCCAAUUCCAAACACCAAAGAUGCUCUAUCUACUCAAAUAAUCAUUCCGCAAAAACAAGUUGGUCGCAAGUCUGACAUUUAUGUUUCGUUAGUAAGUUACACACACCAGGUAGCUGCCAAAGGCUGGUUCCUGGGCAUGGUCUCAACAACUGUUGAAACCGAUAACCCAGAAGCCGAAAUCAAACCUGGUCUAGAUCUCUUUGAGCCAAUAACAAAGAAAUUCGUUACAAUUUCCGAUUAUUUGGAACCUAUUAAUGAUGGCACUGAUUCACAAGUGUUUAUUUCAACAUCCUAUGAUGCUACAACACAUUUUGAGACCACAUGCUUAGACGUUUUGGAUAUUUUCAAGCGCGGUACUGGUGAAGAAUUCGACUUCUCUAAAAUUAAGCACGAAUUGGGUGACGAGGAGCAGUAAACAACAGCUAAUUUAAUCAAAACGUACUCUUUAAUAAAAAAAAGAAAAAAUUAAAAAAAAAUAAAACAACUCAGCAAAAAUAUAGAUGAUAUAAUUACAUUUUAAAGAAAAGCAGCACAACCAGCAAAAACAAAUCUAAUUGAAGUAAAGCAUUUUUAGCGUCGCUUAUUAUUGUUUCCCAGCUAUACUCAAUUUUGUAUUUAUCUUUAUAUUCACCUAAAUAAAUUGCAAACACAACUGAAGAUUUUUUCCAAAAACAAUAUAUUUUAUUUAUUUUCCCGGAAAUGAGUGUUUUUAUAGAAAUACGCAUUUAUAUGAUAAAUCUUUAUACGAAAACAAUUUGUUCUCGAAUUAAAUAAAUAAAUAUAUAUGUAUAUGUAUUAUGUAUGUAUGAUAUUACAAAAAUAUUGUCAAUUCGUCAAAAAGCUUAAAUCCUAUUUUUCUUUUUUUUUUACAAAUCAAAUUUUAUAAACAAUUUCCUCCCAAAAUUUAGUUUUUUUUAAAUACAGAAUACACAAUGUGCUCAUUAUAUAAUAUAUCUUAUGUUUUGGGUAUUUUAUUGGUUGAAAAAUAAAUAAAAUAAUAAAAAGAAUAUAUAAUGUUUAAGUACACAUCUACCUAAUCGUACUGCAAUUUUGUAUUUGAUUCGUUUAAAAAUUGUGCGAAGCACUUUUCUUGUUUCAAACAGCUUAAAAUAUUCGUCAAUAAAAUUAAUAUUUCAUUUGAUAAAAGAA
Molecule: messenger RNA, 2298 nt
Organism: Eupeodes corollae
Lineage: Eukaryota; Metazoa; Arthropoda; Insecta; Diptera; Syrphidae
Gene: Gdi
Product: rab GDP dissociation inhibitor beta
Exons: 3
Coding region: 230-1564 (444 amino acids)
Biological process (GO): protein transport; small GTPase-mediated signal transduction; vesicle-mediated transport
Cellular component (GO): cytoplasm
Molecular function (GO): Rab GDP-dissociation inhibitor activity
Source: RefSeq, a predicted model, not a curated record